This is a messenger RNA of Huiozyma naganishii CBS 8797, 1080 nucleotides long. RefSeq names its product small subunit rRNA maturation protein LCP5 (gene LCP5). The record is from RefSeq and is a predicted model, not a curated record. Bases 1 to 1080 code for a protein of 359 amino acids. The transcript has a single exon. Lineage: Eukaryota; Fungi; Ascomycota; Saccharomycetes; Saccharomycetales; Saccharomycetaceae.
AUGAACCAAUUGGACAGUGCGUUGGAGGCUAUUAAUGACUCUUUGGAGGCGACUUCGAGGUCGCUCACGCAGUUGAAGGAGUUUUAUUCGACCGAUUAUUCAAAGGACCCAAUUGCCAAGACCCUGGGUGUUCGUGAUGGAGACAAGCUGGAGAAGGUUUCGUUGCUGACUUUGAAGAACGGGUCUAUGCUGUCCUAUGUCAACUCGCUGCUAUUAGUGCUGCAGGGGAAAGUGGACGUGGAAUGUAAGGAUCCAAGUAUGCAAUUGGGGCGUGAGAUGGCCAUCAGGGACCGUGUGGUGCUGGAGCGUGGUGUUAAACCAUUAGAGAAGAAACUGAGCUACCAAUUGGAUAAUUUGGUGAAGGCGUACAGGAGGACCGAGAAGGAGUAUUUAGAGGCUGAAAGAAGAGCAAAGGACAAAUCUUUAAGUGCCCGUACCCAGCGUGGCAGUGACAGCGAAGGUUCCAGUGACAGCAGCGACAGCGAGGAGGAAGCAUCAUACAGACCGAACGUGGUAAGAAGUAAAGCGAAGCCGAGUGCUGUAGUCAGCACUUCUGCGGACCAGGAGCAGAACAAGGGUGCUGAUGCUGAGGAGAAUGCAGACGGCAUUUAUAGACCACCGAAGAUAAGUGCCAUGCUACCACCAUCGUUGACGUCGAGACAUUUCGAAGACAAAUUCAGCGCCAAAGAACAUCAAGACCGUAGUGGUAAAUCUCGAAUGCAGGCAAUGGAAGAGUAUUUGAAGGACCAAUCGGACCAGCCAGAUUGGGAGGCGUCUAUUGGUACUAAUAUUGUCAAUCACGGGAGGGGCGGUAUCAAAUCUUCAAGAGCUACUGAGAAGGAACUUGCUGUUACCAACUACGAGGAGGAGAAUUUCACGAGAGUGAACCCUAACAUGGGGAAGAGCAAGGUCGAAAAACGUAAAAUGAAGCAAAGAGAGCGGAUGGCUAAGGUUAACGUUCUUGGAGGUGAAGACUUUGGUAUAUUCAACAACUCCAAAAGAAAAUUGGAGGAUAGUACGUCGAGACGUGGUAACAAGAAAUCAAAAAAUGCAUGGGACAGAGCAAAGAGGAGACUUUGA